CUCACAUCUCCCAUAGGUGAGCACCGGUCACUUCAUUCGCAGACAGGCAGGCAGGCAGGCAGGCACCACACACACGCACAUCAAUCAAUCCAUGCUGUAAAACCAACAGCGAGCAGCACCGCUGGCACAUAUGUGACCAUUGGCCUGCAUUUCUUCACACCGCCCACCGCACCCACCGCACGCACCCUCAGCCCCCUGAAAAAGCUUGACCCUGCCUGGCUGUGUCUUCUAGCCUUAAAUUCCCCCACUCGCACACAAACACAGAAAGAAAACCCCAACCGGCCGCCGCGCAAGGGAAAAACAAAGCGCGCCAGGGAGAGAGAGGGAUAGAUCGGCAAAGGCAGACAGCAGACGCAAUCGAGUAGACCGUCAUUCAUCCCCCCCUCUCGGCUCCUGCCGGUUUCUAUGUCGCCGUAUUGACGGCGACCGGUCGGUCAUGGUGUCGUGAAAGCCGGGUGGGAGGGGGUGAUGCCGUUGCUGUUGCUGGGGUGUAUGUGGGUGCCUCUCACUGUCGUUUGUGGGGCCACAGGGGGUGGAUGUAGUGGGGGUGGGGGGCGAUGAUGCCUCGUCGCUGCUGCUGGUGGCGGCAUCGCUUGCAUCGUCAGGUAUGGCGAUGCCGUACUCGGUCUCGAUCCUGUAGCAGAUGAGGUCCUCGAUAGUCGUCAUCACCAAACCGUGACGCCUCGCAAAAUCCUGACAUACACACACACAACAUACGUGCACGAAUAGCUGUUGUGUGUGUGUUCUGCUCACCUUUAGCUCAUCCAUCCUGGCCAUGUCCGUGGGAUCCCUCGCAGAGACGAUCUCUCCGAUGACCGACACGGGCUGCAGGCCAGCCAGCCGCGUGAGGUCCACCGACGCCUCCGUGUGGCCGCCCCUCGUGAACACACCGCCGUCUCUAUAUCUCAGAGGGAACACGUGGCCCGGCCGGAUGAAGUCGCCCGCAUCUGCCGACGGGUCGGCGAGCCGCCGGAUCGUCAGGGCUCGGUCGCGUGACGAGAUGCCUGCAGAGGGAGAAGACACGGCCGACACAUUUGGUUCAUGUGUCUGUAGUAUGUCUGUGUGGGUACAUGGGGGCACUCACUGACCUGUUGAUCCGUUGUCUAUGUCGCACGAGAGUGAGAAGGCGGUCUGUCGUGGGUCCUGGUUGUGCGUCCGCAUUGGGGGGAGGUUGAGGGCGUCCAGCCGGCUGCCCUCCAUCGGCACGCACAACACUCCACUCGUGUGACGAACCUGAGAAGAACCACACGCACGCCCACAUGACAUGAGCGUUGCAGUGCCAUGGGUGUGUGCAGCACUGGCCGUCUCACCCACCAUGAAUGCUAUGUCCUCGGGCGUGGCUUUCUCCGCCGCCAUAAUGAGGUCCCCCUCGUUCUCGCGCUUCUCGUCGUCAGUGACGAUCACCAUGCCACCCUCCCGCAGCGCCCGUAUCGCCUCCUCGACCGACGUCCUGCCGAGUCGCCACCUCUUGGUGCUCAGGUCAAGAUCCACGCCGUGGUACACCUGCACCGUCAUUCGCGGCGCUGCUGAUGGUGCUACUGAUGCUGCAGCUGGGCUGGAGCAGGGGAGGCCCGGCUUGUCGCCGCUUUGGGGGUCGUCUGGGCACUUGCGUGAUGGGGGUCGCUUGUUGGGCACGAUGGAGGGGUCUGUCAGCUGGAUGAAGGACGAUCCUCCUGUGGUGCUUGGCGGCCUGUCGUCAUCGGCGUCUUGUUCGGGCUCGUGGUGGUUGCUGAGCUGCCUGUCCUCGCUGUCGUCGGGUGGUGACUUGUGGUUGUUGACUUGCUUGAGUUGGAUGCCCUCCGCGGCGAGGUCCAGCUCCUCUGCGAUGUCUAGCUUGGCCUUUUUGGUCUGGUAGAGGAGAUCCUCCCAGUCCUCGAGAGGCAGCACGUGCAUCAUCCGCUGAGACUUGGUCUCCAGGUACUUCCGAUUGAAGUCGUUGGGCGACACCUGACACACACACACAGACGUGUCGCAAGUGAAUGUGUGUGUGUGGCGAGGAGAGGGAGGGUGUCUGUGUCUGUGUCUGUAUCUCACCCGCAGCGGGAUGAUGCCUUCGAUGUUGACGCCCAGCUGUAUGAGGUGCUUGACCUUGCGGGGGUUGUUGGUCAUCAGCACAAUCGACUCCACACCGAUGUCACGCAAGAUGAACGGCACCGACUCGUAUGAACGCGUGUCGUCCUCGAAGCCGAGAUGACGGUUGGCGUCCACCGUAUCCAUGCCCCUAUCUUGCAGUGCAUACGCCGCUGCACAAGACAGCACACCACCCACGACACAAUGAGCCGCCUUGCUUGCCUUCUCUCUCCGUGUGUGUUUGUUGUUGCCUCACCGAUUUUGUUAGCGAGUCCGAUGCCCCGUCCCUCCUGCUGCAAAUAGAUGACAGCCCCGUUGUUACGCCCCACAUACUCCAUGGCCAUGUCGAGCUGGUCCUUGCAGUCGCACCGCUUGGACCCCAGCGCUUCAGACGUCAUGCACUGGUCGUGCACACGCACCGGCACAUCCAUCCCGCCCUUGAGGUCGCCGUUGAUCAUCACCACUAUGUCGAACUGCUUGUCAGGCGCGAUGUGCUGGUAAGACCGGAGGCGGAACACGCCAUGGUCGGUGGGCAUCUCGCACUCCGACACGAACUUGGUGUAGAUCUUGGGGCCACCAUUGGGGAAGACCGCUGGCGGCGGGCAGGGGAUUCCUGAUUGCGGAGGCUCGGCCGCUCCAUCGAAAUUGGAGAUCCGCCGACUCACUUCGGGCAGCACUGGUGUGGUGUGGGCGUCGCGCAUGCGCAAGGGGACGAACGGCCGACCGAUGAAGUUGUGGACGGCGCUCGCGCGCCUCUGGUGCAGCCGAUGCAGUCCGCCCUUCAGGUCAGGACACGAUAGAAAGAGCGAUGAGGGGCACUCGCCUGGCGGCUGAGCGGCUGAGGACAGCAAGCUGUGGCACCACGCCAGCUGGCGAGAUGAGAAGCUCCACAGGCAGAUGAAUAAGAUCACCAGCGGCUGCCUCCUGACCGCGCCCCUUCCCCUCCUCCUUGGUCGUGCUGGGCAGUCACUCUCUGACGGUCGAGAGAUGCUCGAGUGCCGAGCAGGUCGCUCCUUCGCGCUGACGAGAGGAGGAGACACCCGUGUGGUCGAAGAGGCCGGUGAGCCGUCUGCAGGGGAUCCCGGAUCCGACCGUGGUGAGGGUGCCGACGUCAUAAAACGCACGCGGAAUGCCGAUUUCCCCACUUCCAUCGCUGCUGCCAGUGCUUCCGCUGCAAUCAGCUUUCUCGUCAAAAGCACGCACGCAGCAACACUCUCGGUGCUACGUGGAACGUCGCGACACUCUCCUGCAAACCCAAAGACAG
This is a messenger RNA of Vitrella brassicaformis, 3334 nucleotides long. NCBI's taxonomy places the organism in Eukaryota, Vitrellaceae. The record is from the annotation of a GenBank genome assembly.